This is a messenger RNA of Anoplopoma fimbria (sablefish), 1266 nucleotides long. It is a transcript of the gene purg, whose product is annotated as purine-rich element binding protein G. Gene Ontology annotation, cellular component: nucleus. Gene Ontology annotation, molecular function: DNA-binding transcription factor activity, RNA polymerase II-specific; RNA polymerase II transcription regulatory region sequence-specific DNA binding; purine-rich negative regulatory element binding. The record is from RefSeq and is a predicted model, not a curated record. Gene Ontology annotation, biological process: regulation of transcription by RNA polymerase II. Lineage: Eukaryota; Metazoa; Chordata; Actinopteri; Perciformes; Anoplopomatidae.
CUGUUAGUCGCCCACUGGGAUGGGGAGAUCGCUUUGUCCUGUUGCUGUCUAGCGGUGGAAUAUAAAUCAUGAUGGCUGAUGGAUGUUGCAGAGGGAUGGAAAGAGGCAGGGGUAAGAUUGCAUCAGAUUCUAUACCAAGACCCACAUAUCCACAGCAAUAUGUCCAGACCGGGUCCCAGCAGCAGCAGCAGCAGCAGCAGCAGCAGGGCAAUGACAUCCAGGAGUUAGCCUCCAAACGCGUCGACAUCCAGAAGAAGCGCUUCUACCUGGAUGUGAAGCAGAGCGUGCGCGGCCGCUUCCUGAAAAUCGCCGAGGUGUGGAUCGGACGAGGCCGCCACGACAACAUCAGGAAGAGCAAGCUGACGCUGUCCAUGUCCAUGGCCCCCGCGCUGCGCUACUGCCUGGGGGACUUCAUAGAUUACUACGCGCGCAUCGGACUGCGGGGGGGCCUCGCGCCUCCGCAGCUCGAGGAGCACGGCGGAGGCAGCAACGGGCAGGGCCGCGCGCACGACCCCCGCAGGAGGGCGACGGAGCAGCGCGCGGCCCCGUCCCCCGGCUCCGCGGUGUCCGACGACCAUGCCCACCGCGUCCUCAAGAGCGAAUUCAUCGAGAGAGACAACAGGAAGUACUUCCUGGACCUGAAGGAGAACCAGAGAGGCCGGUUCCUCCGCAUACGGCAGACCGUCAGCAAGGGGCACGGAACCAUGGGCUACUACGGCCAGGGCAUCGAGCAGACGAUAGUGCUGCCGGCGCAGGGGCUCAUCGAGUUCAGGGACGCGCUGUCGCAGCUCAUCGAAGACUACGGCGACGAUGACAGCGACGACCGCGGCCGGAGCGGGUCCAGGAACCACGACGACAGCCCCGAGCUCCCGGAGGCCGCGUCUUUUCGCGUGGACAACAAGAGGUUUUACUUCGACGUGGGCUCCAACCGGUACGGUGUCUUUUUAAAGAUCAGCGAGGUGCGGCAGCCGUACAGGAACACCAUCACGGUUCCCCUGAAAGCCUGGUCCCGGUUCGGAGAGAACUUCAUCCGGUACGAAGAGGAGAUGCGACGGAUUUUCUCCUGUCACAAAGAGAAGAGGACGGAGGCGCGUCAGGACAGCGAGGAGCAGGAGGACUGACCUUGGCAGUAGGCUCGCUUUUUGCAUGUAUUCUAGGGACUGUGCUGAUGAGAUCCUCCCCGUGAGACUGCGUGUCCCUGCGGCAGCCUCCUGCACUAGACGCAGUGUCCACCUUCCACCAAGGGCUGGUAAACCACAAAUGUAA